Messenger RNA from Linum trigynum, 1153 nucleotides. NCBI's taxonomy places the organism in Eukaryota, Viridiplantae, Streptophyta, Magnoliopsida, Malpighiales, Linaceae. The record is from the annotation of a GenBank genome assembly.
AUGGAGUGGCGAGUCAUUCGGGUGACCUGCAACCCACCCAUCACCCAUCCACUAAAUGAGGGUAGGAGAUUUAUUGAUCUGCAAUCUAUCCAAAUCAAUAACCUAUUCACUGUGGUUUAAUUGGGUUCUUUGCAGGUGAGUCUAUGCCAAACCGCGGAUUACUCACCCACAUGCCCACCCCCAUACAUACCAAGUAAGACUUUUUAUCCCAAUAUAUUGCAAAGUUAUCUAAAAAAUGGAUGGAAAUAAAUAGUUUUUUUUAAAGGUACAAUGAAGUUUUAAGUAUCACAUUGGUGAAUGAAGUCCUACAAUGUCCAGUCUGCGGGGAGGAGGUGGAACUCUAGAACGUCUCUUCUUCCGCUGCCAAGUGGCAGUGGGGCUGUGGGAAGGGGCAGAGCUAGUGCGACUCCGAGAUUGCUUCCCUCUGAGCAAUGUUGCCAUCUUUUGGCGCAGAUUACUCGAGUGGCAAGAUUUGGAUCAGGGUGCCCUGAUGAGUGUUGUGGCCCUUUUCUUGUGUGUUUGGAAGGCCCAAAACUGGGUUGUCUUAGAAUUUACUCGAUACAUUGUUCCAGUGUUGCUUUCUCAAUUUCAUUUGCACGUUGCAGAGUGGGAGGCCUUACCCAACAACGAGAGCUUUUGCCAUUACUCAGGGGGUUCUGUUGCUAGGGUAGAGAGGACACUACGCUAGGAGAGCUGGUGAUUUUGUAGACAGUGCUACGACUAGUGGUUCUCACGGCACGAGCUGUUGCGUUCUGCAAGAUCCCACAAACAUAGUGUUGGCAGCGUCAGCAGCAUUAUACGUGGGGAUUACAGAACCAUAUUUUGUGGAGUUAUUAGCCUUCCGGGAUGCGAUUCGAUGGUGGUUGGCGUGCGGGUUGCAUUCGAUAACUUUUGCAAAUGAUUCUCAAGUGAUUCUGAUGUCAUUGGGGGUAUGCUUUUGGAUGGGAUUAGAAGUCUGCGAGGCUCGUGCUUGUAACAAGGUUGCCCAUUUGGUAGCAAGAGACCUUUCAUUGUUCCCCUCAUUAGCGAGGUUAAUUUGGUUAUUGGUUGUUUUCAGCUAUGUGACUCUCUGUAUAUGACUAUAUUCACGGUAAUACGAGUGAUUUUUUUUAAUUGAAGUCCUGCAAAAGGUGAAUAAAAAUAUGCUUAUUUU